Molecule: messenger RNA, 3064 nt
Organism: Drosophila santomea
Lineage: Eukaryota; Metazoa; Arthropoda; Insecta; Diptera; Drosophilidae
Gene: phtf
Product: protein phtf
Exons: 8
Coding region: 313-2946 (877 amino acids)
Cellular component (GO): endoplasmic reticulum
Source: RefSeq, a predicted model, not a curated record
AUAUGCAGUCGAGCGAGAUUUACGAAUAUGUGAGCACACACUUUAGUUUUUCGUUAGGAACGGUACGCUUGUUCUGUCGCGCACCAAAUAUUUUCGGCCCCAAUGCAAAUGCAAACGCUUUUACGGCGUGUGUAGUGCAUUCAAAAUUAUCAGAUACCCGACGGUGUCCACAGUUUCCAGAGAAGUGACCGAGGAAUCGAUGCAUUCAGCGGAAACGGAAGAAACUCGCGCCUGGGUGGAAAAAAAUUAAUCUUUGACGCGGUUUAAAUAAAGGCUGCACGACACUUCGAGGGCUUUUAUGUGAUUAUUACUAUGAAAUUGGAUGAAAUAGUUGCAUGGUACCAGAAGAGAAUCGGCACCUAUGACAAGCAAGAAUGGGAAAAGACCGUCGAACAGAAGAUCUUGGAUGGCUUUAAUAAUGUCAAUUUAAAAAACACAAAGCUAAAGACGGAUCUAAUCGAUGUGGACUUGGUGCGAGGUUCCACCUUCCCCAAGGCCAAGCCCAAGCAGUCGCUACUUACCGUGAUACGCCUAGCCAUUCUGCGCUAUGUACUGCUGCCCCUUUAUGCCCAGUGGUGGGUCAAGCAGACCACGCCCAACGCAUUCGGCUUCAUCCUGGUCCUCUACCUCACACAAUUGUCCAACUGGGCUAUCUACGUUCUCCACAGCAGUCGUAUAGUGCCCCUUGUCUAUGAAAAGCAGUCAAAUGGAACACUGCUUCAGACAGAGGCAGAUGGAGAUAUCUCUGAUAAGGAUGCAGAUAAGGAGUACGAGGAACAUGCCGACCUCCUCAGCGCCCUGCUUAUACCUUGCGCCCUAAGCCUGCUGAUCAGUCUUAUCCACUCGCAGAUUGUAGCCACCAACACCGCCACGAGCGGCUCUGGCGGAAGUAGCAAGAACAAGCUGCGUCGCAUAUCUGUAAGCUGCUUAAGCGACAAGGCUGCAACCCGGGAGCACCGGGUGCGACGCCGCAAGAAGUUUGUGCGAGUUCGGCAAGUGGAAGUUGACCUGUCCCAGGCCAGCAGUAACAUAUCACUUCCAAAUAGAAGAACAGCAACCGCCCCCAUCGAAGUGCUUCCCAGACCGGUCACACCCUCGCCUUCACCCAAUGUUACCUGUCCCACGAUGUCAGAUCCCAUCAUGCCGACUACGCCUUCGCCCUCUGUUAUCAGGCGAAGCAGCAACGAGGAGACCUAUUUGACCAGGACUGCAAUCAGCCCGCUACCGCAACCCCUGGCAGACACACGCUACGAUCUCAGCAGAAAGGAAGGGGGAUCAGCUCCUGAAAGCCCCAAAAAACGCAACGUCAACUGGCACACGCCAAUUCAGAUCUACGCUACCUACGAGCUCGGUGAAGAGCCAUCCUCUAGCAAAAAGGUUGCAGAAGAGGGUACCAAGGCGGAUGAAGAAAGUGCGUGUUCGGUCAAGCCAGCCUACCAGUCUCGCCGGAGCAUAGGGGAGGACGAUGGCUUCGAGAGUCUGAAUGGAAAGAGCUCUAGUGGAGAGGACAACAACCAUUCGCCUCUGCCAAACGCGGUGGCUGUUGCUACUCCACCAGUUCCCGUCCAGACCAAUCAGCUGCGUCUGCGAUUAAACACAGCAAACGGCGCGACCGCCAGUGCUUCUCCAACCGAAAAGAAAAGCCAGUCGCGCGGGAAUGAAUCCUCAACGAGUUGCGCCGAGUCGGAUGAGUGCGAUGAUGCCGACUUUAUGUCCAGUCCCGCCUCUGCCUGUAACCAAGAGUGCACCACCUCUGCCACCGACUGGAUGGGGGUGACGACAAAUAGCGAAGACUGCAGUUACACCUCUGAUCUGGAUCACUCUGACGGUGGUUUAAAGCACACGGCCUGUAGCGACGAAGAUCCUGGAGAGCUGGAUAUCACCCCUACUACUAUACUAAAUCCACAUAGCAGCCUAGACCGUAUUAGCUGUACAAUUUGGGACCAGCGAGAUGCAAAAAAGGCGCAGCUUUCCGUGCUGGAGAUCGCGUCUUGCAUAAUCGAGCGCGUCGACUCAAUGGGCGAAGCCAACGACUACAUCUACAUAGGCGUGGUCUUCUCCUUCCUGCUCACAUUGAUUCCCAUCUUCUGCCGACUCUGCGAGGUCACACUCGGGAGCGAUGCAGAGAAGGCCAGUGAGAUAAGCUACUUUAAUAUGCCGCAGCUUCUGUGGGAGAAGUCAUCGGCAUCGUUUUUCACCCUUCUGGGCUUUGCCUUCGGCGACACCCAGUGGGAGCGCACUGUAUUGGCUCUGGGCUUUGUCCAACGCCUUUGCCUGACCCUUAUACUGUUCAUUAUAUUCGCCGUUGCAGAACGCACCUUCAAACAACGCUUUCUUUACGCCAAACUCUUCUCCCACCUCACUUCUUCACGUAGGGCUAGAAAGUCAAAUCUUCCCCACUUUCGUUUGAAUAAGGUGCGUAACAUCAAGACCUGGCUGAGCGUGAGGUCAUAUUUAAAGAAACGCGGGCCCCAGCGAUCGGUGGAUAUCAUCGUUUCCGCCGCAUUCAUAGUAACCCUCCUAUUGCUGGCUUUCCUUAGCGUCGAGUGGCUAAAGGAUUCGGUCCAUCUGCAUACACACCUUACUUUGGAGGCGCUAAUCUGGUCCAUAACGAUCGGGAUCUUUCUACUGCGCUACAUGACCCUAGGGCAGAAGAUACAGCACAAGUACCGAAGUGUGUCUGUGCUGAUUACGGAGCAAAUAAACUUAUAUCUGCAGAUUGAGCGAAAGCCGAAGAAAAAGGAGGAGCUGAUGGUGUCGAACAGCGUGCUUAAGCUGGCCGCCGAUCUGCUAAAGGAACUCGAAACGCCAUUCAAGAUCUCUGGCCUAAGUGCCAAUCCAUAUCUAUUCACAACCAUCAAGGUGGUCAUCCUCUCGGCCCUAUCGGGCGUGCUUAGCGAAGUUUUAGGCUUCAAGUUGAAGUUGCAUAAAAUCAAGAUCAAGUAACAGAUGCAUGGCGCAGACCCGUCAUAUUUUGUAGUACAACUUUUUCGAAACGCUUUAAAAGAAAUCUAACACUACACUUUAAAUUAGUUAAGUGAAUAAAUUUAAGCGAGCCAAUGUU